This is a messenger RNA of Chlorella variabilis, 1059 nucleotides long. RefSeq lists its product as hypothetical. Bases 1 to 1059 code for a protein of 352 amino acids. The record is from RefSeq and is a predicted model, not a curated record. The transcript has 4 exons. Gene Ontology annotation, molecular function: catalytic activity. Lineage: Eukaryota; Viridiplantae; Chlorophyta; Trebouxiophyceae; Chlorellales; Chlorellaceae.
AUGUUUUUCUUGGUGGAGAACGGGAAGGGCCGGCCAUGCGAGCAGGCCUCGGGGCCGUGGCUGGAGGCCGCGCCACGAGGCGCCUACACGACGGCCCGCACCGUGGGCGGCAGCUCGGUGCUGGAACUGAGCUUCCACAUCCAGCGCCUGGCCACCAGCGCCGGCCUCAUGAUGGAGGCGGCGGCAGGCGCCGCGUCAGCACCCGCUGCCGCGGCAGCGGCGGCCGACGUGGCGCGCCUGCGGCCGCGCGUGCUGGCUGCCAUGCAGGCCGCGGUUCGGGGCUACCGCGCCGCGUCUGGGGACGCAGACGGCGAGGUCCGGCUGACCGUCCUGGUGACCUGGCAGGCCUGCCAGGCGCAGGACGGGCAGCAGGAGGCAGCGCCGCCGGUCGCCGGCGCUGGUGCCGGCAAUCACGGCAGCAGCGCCGCUGCCAGCCCAGCUGGCGGCGCAGGCGAGGAGGGCGCGUUUGAUGUGCUGGUGCACGUCAGCGCGCUGCCGCCGCGCCCCGCGCCGCCGGUACGGGUGGUGAUGCGGGGCGCGCCCCGCCACAAUGCGGAGGCCAAGGACAGCGAGUGGGUGCGGCAGCGCAGGGGCCUGCUGCAUGGCCUGCCGCCCGGCGUGGAGGAGGUGCUGCUGGUUGGGGAGGGCGGCGCCCUGCUGGAGGGCCUCUCUUCCAACUUCUUUGCGGUGGCGCGCGGCGCAGUGCACACCGCUGGGGAGGGCAUCCUGGCAGGCACGGUGCGGGAGGUGGUGCUGGCGGUGGCGCGGCGGGAGGGCAUCCCAGUGGUGCUGGAGCCGCCGCGGCUGGCUGACCUGGAGGCCUGGGACGGCUGCUUCAUCACCAGCACCAGCCGCCUGCUGCUGCCCGUGGACGAGGCGGGCGUGUUCCCGGAGGGUGGAAGCGCAGCCUCAGCAGCAGCAGACGCAGACGCAGACGGCACCGGCGCCAGCCGGCCGCUGCAGCGGGUGCGCCGCUUUGAGCGUGGCGGCCUGGUGCAGCGGCUGGAGGCGCUGGUGUUGGCUGAGCUGGAGAGGCGCAGCGAGCCGCUGCUUGGCUAA